Messenger RNA from Bolinopsis microptera, 1113 nucleotides. Its product is annotated as beta-1,4 N-acetylgalactosaminyltransferase 2-like. The record is from RefSeq and is a predicted model, not a curated record. Lineage: Eukaryota; Metazoa; Ctenophora; Tentaculata; Lobata; Bolinopsidae. The transcript has a single exon. The coding region runs from base 1 to 1113 and encodes 370 amino acids.
AUGGAACUGGUAGAUUGCUCUGAUGUCACAGAAUCCUUCCUUACAGAAGACAAAGAUGGAAUGUUCUACAUACAGCGUAUCGUAAAGAAUGAAGAGCUUUGUAUCACACCAAUGUCAGGGAGGAACGAUUUGAACGUUACAAGAAGUCCUUGUCUGGAGGAUCCUGUUGGAUUAACACGUUGUGAUAAGGAUGCUUCCAGAAUACUACUGAUGGAGGAAGGCUUCUUUCAAGAAGACAGGAAAUUGUUAAAGAUGGCUGUUGUACCUCAAAAUAGUUCAUGUGACUUUAAAGCGUGUGGGUUCAACAAAAGAGAGCCGGUGAAACUCCUGCCACCUCACCAGGUGGGAAGAUGUACAAAGCUGUGGGAAUGUGUGACACUUGCAGUAAAAACAACCAGAAGACCACAUCUUAUAUUGCGUCUAGCUGAAUCAGUGAGAGAAAGGCUGGGAUUCGAUCUCCCGAUAGUUGCAUACGACGACGGACCAAACGAUUACCCUGAUGAAAUAUAUCAGCAAAUUGCAGAGUAUCCCUUAUUACAGUACGUAGUGAGUAAAAAUGAAGAUCUUGGUAUAGCUCGAGGGAGAAAUUUGGCUGUUAUGCAGGUCAAGACUAAGUACUUCUUUCUUCUUGAUGAUGACAUCAAGUUCAAUGAAUACACAAAACUCGAUAAACUUGUCGAAAUCCUGGACACUACUGAUGUCACUGUGGCCUCAGCUGCUUACUCAGGAGGAAUCAGCUUUACUGCAUACUUUGAAUUUGGACAUUUCAACGAGAACAAAUCAAAACGUAGACUGGGAGUUUACCAUAAAGCUUGCACACUUGUCAAUCAAACAAUUCCAAACCAUCCAAGCUGUGUCAGAUGCGAUAUUUCUUCAAACGCAUUUCUGGCACGAACCACAGAGAUAUUGGAUAUAGGAGGAUGGGACCCAGAGCUAAUGAUAGUGGAACACAAGGAUAUAUUUAUUAGACUGAAAGCAGCUGGCAUGAAAGUUGCACUUUGCCCGGAUGUGAAAGUAAAGCACGCUCGUCCGUCAAAGAUAUCAGUUAAAGGCGAGGACUACAAAGAAAAACGAAGACGAGGAGGACAAAGGUUUGAUAAGUAUGAUUAUUAA